AUGUUUUCGAAAAGGCCGGACAAGCUGACUACCGGGCUCAUCAACAUGACCACUGACUGCUUUGCGAAUGUUUGUGUGCAGGCUCUCGCGUCUCUUCCGGGACUCAAUGAGUACCUGAAUGCCAUGACUGAAUUUCGGAACUCUCUCAUUGAGCAAAACUCCAAGCUGCCCUCUUUUGAGCUCCACCAGGCGCUCAUUCAUCUUCUGUCCAAACUCCAAGAAACCGUUUACCGUCCCCGUGUGCUAUCAGUGUGGGACUUUUUGCAUGUUAUUGAGAAAAUCUACAACAGCAAGAUAUCUGUAAGCCAGCACGACGCGCACGAGCUCUUGCAGCUGAUAUUGGAGACGUUAGAGAAAGAGCAUGUUCAGUUAAGAAAGACGGCCCCGAAUGUUCCGGAGUUCCCAUUCAAGGGCGAGGUUUCCUCACAGCUGCGUUGCAUGAGGUGCGGUAAGAAGAGCUCGACCAACUACAAUCCGAUGAUGAUUCUGUCUCUCCCUGUUCCACAGGAGUCGUCGAUUGACUUGGAGAGCAUGCUCAGAGGAAGCGAGAGUGACAUUAUUGAUGACUACUCGUGCACAAGGUGCAAAAUUAAUUAUAUUCUCAGCACUGCGAAGCAGAGCAGCCCUACGUUGAACAAACUUAAGAGAAAACUCAAUGACGAGCUGCUGAUAAAUGACGACCUGGAGCCUGAGCUGGACGAGUUUGUGCAGAGCUACGAGGGCGUCAAGUCCCCUAGCGUGAAGUCGACGGUACACAAGGAAACCUCAAUCAUUCUGCCUCCAAAGCUGCUGGCUGUCCAUCUUUCGAGAUCCAUAUAUGACACGCAGGCCAGACGCAACCAAUGCAACGUGGAAUUCAAAGAGUUUCUGAAGUUAAACGUGGAUACUGCAGAGAUGGAGAGGUUCAAGAGUAUGGACCAGGACCAAGACGAUUCGACAGAUGAGGAGCCGUCGCAGCUCACAAGGGCGAUCUCGUCGAUCCUGGAGGAGAAGCCGGGCAGCGAGUUUUUGGAGGAGUCAGAAGUGCACUCUGAUGCAGAAGACGAGAAACAAGACGACCAAGACGACGACGAUGACGAGGAGCUGGAAGACGACGAGGACGACGACGACUUGGCGACCAAGAUGGAGGGCCACAAUAUCAGUCCGGCCCCGGACGGCGGCAUCAAGACUAUCACGUAUAAACUGAAUGCCGUGGUGCGGCACCAGGGGUCUCACUCGCUAGGACACUACGAAUGCUAUCGGCGAAAACCUGUGUUUUACAAGAACGCCGUGACGGGCGAGUACUACCAUAAGUUCCCAAAGCUGGAGGGCGUGGAAGACAACGCGAAGGAGAACGAGGAGGAGGGCACCACAGACAUCAAGAGACAAAGUUCAAUGUCGAAACUACGCUCGAGAGUGUCGUCGCUGGUGGGGGCCACCAGGCCAAGGUCGCCGUCGGUGUUUGAGAACGCGCAGCCAGUGGUUGCGCACGACAAGAAGCUUGCCAGCUCGGUGAAAACGCCGUUUUGGCGUAUCAGCGACUCGAAGAUUACCGAGUGUUCUGUUUCUGAGGUUAUGGACGACUCUCGGGCCGUGUACAUGCUAUUUUACGAGAGGAUCGAUUGA
Molecule: messenger RNA, 1605 nt
Organism: Ogataea haglerorum
Lineage: Eukaryota; Fungi; Ascomycota; Pichiomycetes; Pichiales; Pichiaceae
Exons: 1
Coding region: 1-1605 (534 amino acids)
Biological process (GO): protein deubiquitination
Cellular component (GO): nucleus; cytosol
Molecular function (GO): cysteine-type endopeptidase activity; cysteine-type deubiquitinase activity
Source: RefSeq, a predicted model, not a curated record